CAGUCCUAUCGUGCUUCCGGUUUUAAUGUGUUGACGAACAGACCACAGACAAAAGAAGAAAAGAAAGCGACGAUGAUGACAAGCAAAGCAUUAUAUGUGUUUUUCUCUUGUAGGCUAUAUACUUCUUCAGUCUAGUUAUGUUCCCAGUGAAAUAGUUUCGCCAUAUGGAAGUUUGAAUUGCGUGUAAUCAUGCAGAGGUGGACAGUGAAUUUAGAGGGCGGACCUAGGCGUGUCAAUCAUGCUGCAGUGGCCAUCCGUGACAGGAUCUUCAGUUUUGGUGGCUACUGCACUGGGGAGGACUAUGAGACAACACGGCCAAUGGAUGUACACAUCCUCGAUACAGUUUCUCUACGCUGGACACUACUGCCCAUUCCUAAAUUGAAUGACCCCCAAUACUCCCUCUCACCAUACCAACGUUACGGACACACAGCGGUUGCGUACGAGGAUAACGCCUAUGUGUGGGGAGGUCGCAAUGAUGUUGAUGGUGCUUGUUCUAUCCUUUUCUGCUUUGACAGCACAAAAUUGAAAUGGUCUUGUCCAGAAACUGGUGGUAAAAUUCCUAUUGCAAGAGACGGCCAUUCUGCCUGUGUCAUCAACAAUAAGAUGUUCAUCUUUGGUGGAUAUGAGGAAGAGGUUGAUAGAUUUUCCAAUGAAAUCCAUGCUCUCGAUUUUUCUACUCUGUCCUGGAGUGCUGUGCAUCCAAAGGGCACCCCUGCAAUAUGGCGAGACUUUCACACAGCCACCGGUGUGGGUAACAAUAUGUACAUCUUCGGGGGUCGGAGUGAUGAGGGCGGAGAUAUAUUUACAAACAAGGAGAUAUACUGCAAUAAAAUCCAGGUGUUUGACACCAUGACCAACACAUGGCAUGAGCCAGUGACGCUCGGCACCCCGCCGGUCGGUCGCCGUAGCCAUUCAGCAUUUGUAUUUAAAGACAACCUAUAUAUAUUUGGGGGAUACAGUGGAAAACAUGACAUGCACUUCAAAGAUGUCUUCAAAUUUGAUCCAGUGAAGAUGCAGUGGUCAACAAUUAAAGUCAAAGGUCAAGGUCCCUGUGCCAGACGGAGACAAUGCUGUUGCGUAAUUGACACCAAAGUUUUCCUGUUCGGAGGAACUAGUCCCACCCCCAACUCCGAGUCCACCAAUACGGAGAAAGACUUAACGGAUCACUCUGACUUACAUGUAUUAGACUUUGCCCCAUCUUUGAAGACGUUAUGUCAAAUUGCUGUGAUAGAACACAAAUUGGAAACACAGUGUUUACCAAGUUUCUUAAGAUGGGAAAUAUCUGUCAUGACAACAGACAAUCAGAUUACAAAGCCACAUAACAACAAUGGCUGAGAGUGAUCAUGUAAACAGACUCAGUAUAGAUUAAUAUAUAUGUUUCAAUUUACCAUGGAGACAACCUUCAAAGCAAUACCAAGUCAGGGUUACAGUGACUGAAAAAGAGAUGGUUCCUCUUUAUGGGUAUUUUCAGAAGAAUGCAGUGUUUUUAACCAUUGGAUGAUAUGUAGACAGGGUUUUGUUUCAUUCCUUGUGUUUUUUCUUCAGCAAGAAAUUCCAUAGAUGACAGUUUAGAAUUGAUGGAGAAAAGUUUAAAUAAGCUGUACAUCAAGUUUACUUCGGAAAUGCCUAUUUUGUGAGUUAUAUCCAAAAGGAGAUAAAAUUAUAUGAUAAUUUCAAUUGGUAGCGUGUAUAAACUUGUGAUUAGCUCAAGUUUCUUUUAUUAUAGCCCGGGAUUCAAACAUCAAUGGCCUGAACUCUUGCGUUAUUUUGGAAAAUCUGGUAACUUUGGGUGGAAUUCAUCAACGAUUUUCUUCGCCCCAAGAACAUUUUUUUUUUUAAGAAUUUGUGAGUGGAACAAACUAAUUGUGAACACAAAAAAUGUAUCUGUCCUGAAUUAACUAUAGGUAACUAACAGUGCAUAUUGUGAGAAUUUGACUGUCAUGUUGAUUUGGUGUUGUUAUGACAAGUUGAGAUUUUUUGUUUGUUGGGUUUGUCAGUGACGGUCCGUAUUGCUUAGGAGAAUCUUCUUUGGAGUUAUCGUAGUUGUUAGCCGUCGUCAGAUCAUUACUGGUAUUCCUCAUUGUUUACUGACAUUAUGACAGUCAUUAUCAAACUUUUAAUAAUUAUUCCACAUUAUUUGAUGGAAGUUUUACACUGAAUCAUUACCCCCUCACUCCUGAAAUGUUCAUGCUGCAUCAUUUGGUGAAACUUUGACAGUCAUUUCAGAUCAUUAUCAGCCAUUGUUUGAUAAGACCAUGACAGUCAUUUUGGAGUUUGAUCCUCAAGUCAGAAUCCUUCAUCGUCCACGUCAAUAAUAUACAUCCUGUAAAUAUGGUGCAAUUGUGAUAGUUAUAGCCAAACUUACAUAUUUAACUCAUCAUUUAAAUUUGUUUUUGUCUCAUUACCAAAGUCAUCCCACAUACUUCAUCCUCCAUUGUUCGGUGUAGGUUAAUUGUGAUAGUCUAUUGUAAACUUCAUCCCGAGUUAAUUUUAACUCCAUCUUCGACUGAUCAUUAUGACUGCUCCAACUCCAUCCCUAGUUUAAUACCCUGCAAUAUGUACAAAGUACCAUGCAUUAAUAAUCAAACCAGGGGAAGAAUCAAUGUGGUCUCUUUUCAGAGGUUGUCUCUUUACAGAGGUUGUCUAUUUAUAGAGUAUUAAUAUAUAUUAGAUAACUGCUUUGUGGGUUUAAAAAAAAAUGGUGGCCUCUUAACCCUUUCACCACUGUAA
Messenger RNA from Mizuhopecten yessoensis (Yesso scallop), 2730 nucleotides. RefSeq names its product kelch domain-containing protein 3-like. Bases 190 to 1335 code for a protein of 381 amino acids. Gene Ontology annotation, molecular function: chromatin binding; protein binding. The record is from RefSeq and is a predicted model, not a curated record. Gene Ontology annotation, cellular component: cytoplasm. The transcript is spliced from 11 exons. NCBI's taxonomy places the organism in Eukaryota, Metazoa, Mollusca, Bivalvia, Pectinida, Pectinidae.